Molecule: messenger RNA, 659 nt
Organism: Rotaria sp. Silwood2
Lineage: Eukaryota; Metazoa; Rotifera; Eurotatoria; Philodinida; Philodinidae
Source: the annotation of a GenBank genome assembly
AUGUUAUUAAUCUUAAUAAUAUUGGUUCAAUUGAUCGAAGGUAUAAAGAUCAAUAAUAAAUUUAUUGAAGAACCAGAAGAUGUUGAAACAAUAAUUGGAUCAACAUUAAUUCUUCGUUGUCGAACAGAACCUAUUCAUGAAAGUCAAGUUAUUUGGUGUAAAAAUGAUUUUUGCACAUUAGGAAAAACACGAGAUUUAACAUUUUAUCCUCGUUAUCAAAUUAUUGGACAUGCUCAUCAAGGUGAACAUCAUUUUAAAAUAGUUAAUGUAUCAUUAGAAGAUAUCGGAAUGUAUCAAUGUCAAAUAUUAGCUGGACCUCGAAGAGCUGCUUCAAUCUCACGAAAAGCUAAAUUAACUGUUUUACAAAUUCCAACAAUUUUAUCAAUAGAUAGUCCAGUUAUAUUAAUAGAAAAUGUCUUAUCAUAUAUUGUAUGUCGAUCUUAUAAUGGUAUGCCUGAAGCUAAACUUUCUUGGAAUAUUCCAAAAUCAAUAAAUUAUUUAUCAAAAAGAGAUUAUGCACUUCUAUCAGGUCAAUCGUUAAGAAAUUCUAUAUCAAAUAUAACAUUAAUACCAAAUAGAUCUUAUCAUGGUUUAAUAAUUCAAUGUCAAGCACAUUCAUCUGCUAUUCAAAUUCUUAAUAAAACACUCAUUACUCAACA